This is a messenger RNA of Spathaspora passalidarum NRRL Y-27907, 1393 nucleotides long. It is a transcript of the gene TIF, whose product is annotated as translation initiation factor eIF4A. The record is from RefSeq and is a predicted model, not a curated record. Lineage: Eukaryota; Fungi; Ascomycota; Pichiomycetes; Serinales; Debaryomycetaceae. The coding region runs from base 45 to 1247 and encodes 400 amino acids. Gene Ontology annotation, molecular function: RNA binding; ATP binding; RNA helicase activity. The transcript has a single exon.
ACACCCUUUUAUACAUACACUAAUUGUUAGUAUAAACCCACACAAUGGCUUCUGAAGGAAUUACUGAAAUCGACGCUGGUUUGAUUGAAACCAACUACGACAAUGUCGUCUACAAGUUUGAUGACUUAAACUUGAAACCAAAUAUCGUUAGAGGUAUUUUUGGUUAUGGUUACGAAUCUCCAUCUUCUAUUCAACAAAGAGCUAUCUUGCCAAUUACUGAAGGUAGAGAUGUCUUGGCCCAAGCCCAAUCUGGUACUGGUAAGACUGCCACUUUCACCAUUGCUGCUUUGCAAAGAAUUGACGAAAAUGAAAAGGCCACCCAAGCCUUGAUUUUAGCCCCAACUAGAGAAUUGGCUUUACAAAUCAAGAAUGUCAUCACCUCUAUUGGUUUAUACUUGAAGGUGACUGUCCAUGCUUCCAUUGGUGGUACUUCUAUGUCUGACGAUAUCGAAGCCUUCAAGUCUGGUGUUCAAAUUGUUGUUGGUACUCCAGGUAGAGUUUAUGACAUGAUUGAAAGAAGAUACUUCAGAACCGACAAGGUUAAGAUGUUUAUCUUGGAUGAAGCCGAUGAAAUGUUGUCUUCUGGUUUCAAGGAACAAAUUUACAACAUUUUCCGUUUAUUACCUGAAACUACCCAAGUUGUUUUGUUAUCUGCCACCAUGCCACAAGAUGUCUUGGAAGUCACCACUAAAUUCAUGAACAACCCAGUUAGAAUCUUGGUCAAGAAGGAUGAAUUGACUUUAGAAGGUAUUAAGCAAUUCUACGUUAACGUUGAACAAGAAGAAUACAAGUUUGACUGUUUGGUUGAUUUGUACGAUUCUAUUUCUGUUACCCAAGCCGUUAUUUUCUGUAACACCAGAUCCAAGGUUGAAUUUUUGACCAACAAAUUAAAGGAAAACAAGUUCACCGUUUCUGCCAUCCACGCUGAUUUGCCACAAGCUGACAGAGACACCAUCAUGAAGGAAUUCAGAUCCGGAUCUUCCAGAAUCUUGAUCUCUACUGAUUUGUUAGCUAGAGGUAUUGAUGUCCAACAAGUUUCCUUGGUUAUCAACUACGACUUGCCAGCCAACAAGGAAAACUACAUUCACAGAAUUGGUAGAGGUGGUCGUUUCGGUAGAAAGGGUAUUGCUAUCAACUUUGUCACUGACAGAGAUGUCGGUAUGAUGAGAGAUAUCGAAAAGUUCUACUCUACUCAAAUCGAAGAAAUGCCAGCCGAUGUCGGUAGUUUGUUCGGUUACUCUGAGUAAAUGUGUUUAUUCUCCCUUUGUUUUAGUUAAUCUUUAUCAUAUUCUAUAUAUUAUUUGAAAGAACAAAAAUCUCUUUAAGUUGGCUGUGUAGGAGACAAAGACCCUCCUUAAUUUUUUUCUGGUACUGUAAAAACUGCAACUGCCCC